AUGGCUGGCCUCACUCUAUAUGGCUACUAUCGCUCGUCCUGUUCGGCCAGGCUCCGUAUCGCUCUUGACUUGAAGGAUAUUGUGUACAAAUCCGUCUACGUCGACCUCAAUAAUGGCGAGCAGUUCAAGGACGAAUACGUCUUGAAGAACCCGUCGCGUUCUGUGCCGACGUUAAUGAUUGACGACACCUGGGCCAUACCACAAUCAAUGGCAGCUCUGGCCUACCUUGAAGAAGCCUACUCCAAUUCGACUCCUCUGCUCCCUGGGGAUGCGAAGUCUAGAGCGGACGUCCGCACCUUGACAGACAUCAUCGCCAUCGACAUCCAACAACCCACGAAUGACAGAGUGAUCAAACGUGCUGAAAGUCUCGGAGCUGAUCAGAUGGAAUGGUCGCAAUUUUUUACCGAGACCGGACUGAAGGCUUUCGAAACCGUGGUCAGCAAAACGGCGGGCAAAUACUGUUGCGGCGACAUGAUCACACUGGCCGACGUUUGUUUGGUGCCUGCUCUGUGGAAUGCUGAGAAGUUCGGAGUCCCACUUGAGCUUUUCCCGACUAUCUGUAGAGUCUACGCUGUUUUGAAGGACCACCCCUCUUUCAAGAAGUCCCAUUGGCAACAGCAGCCUGAUUGUCCGGAGGAGCUAAGAUAA
Molecule: messenger RNA, 648 nt
Organism: Aureobasidium pullulans EXF-150
Lineage: Eukaryota; Fungi; Ascomycota; Dothideomycetes; Dothideales; Saccotheciaceae
Product: maleylacetoacetate isomerase
Exons: 1
Coding region: 1-648 (215 amino acids)
Biological process (GO): glutathione metabolic process; L-phenylalanine catabolic process
Cellular component (GO): mitochondrion; cytoplasm
Molecular function (GO): maleylacetoacetate isomerase activity; glutathione transferase activity
Source: RefSeq, a predicted model, not a curated record